AUGAACGCAGCAGCCCCCGAGCCCGCCCAGCCACGGUGGCAGCAAGUCCUUCAACGGGCCGCAACCCUAAUCCUACACCAAUGGCUCCUAAUCGGGAUCGGCAUCGUCUGCGUGCUGGCAUACUUCUUCCCGAACGUGGCCAAACACGGCGGCACAAUCCGCUCCGAGUACAGCAUCCUCUACGGGGUGAUAGCGAUAAUCUUUCUUAUCUCAGGGCUAAGCAUCCCUCGCCAGAAACUAUUAUCGCAGUUCCUGAACUGGCGAUUACACCUGAUCGUGCAGACGAUCUCAUUCCUUUUUAUUCCAGCGCUGGUCCUGGCCGUCGUGCAUAUUAUCCUUGCUGCCGAUGCCGGUGGGAAGAUUGACCGCGCCGUGCUGGCGGGGUAUAUAUUUACAGCUUGUAUUCCGACGACGAUUGCGUCGAACGUCGUUAUGACAAGGGCUGCGGGGGGCGACGAUGCGGCUGCUUUGGUGGAAGUUUUGCUGGCUAAUAUUCUUGGUCCGUUCGUUACGGCGGCGUGGACUGUGUCGUUGAUACCGAGGACGGGCGAGUUUGAGCCCUGGCGGUAUGGGGGUGGGAGCUUGGGGAGUAUGUAUAAGGAGGUGUUUCAGCAGCUGGGGCUGAGUGUGCUACUGCCGCUUUUUGUUGGGCAACUUGUGAGGUGGACUUGGCCGGAUCGCACUGCCCGGGUCUUGGAGAAGACUAAGCUGCCGAAGCUGGCUAGUGUCUGUAUGUUGUUGUUGAUCUGGACUACGUUUUCUUCCUGCUUCGCAACCGGGGCACUCCAGACCCUUUCCACCCAGAGCGUGGUAUUUGUGGUUCUCUUUAAUAUCUUACUUUACAUCACUUUGACGGCGGUGUGUUUCUUCUGCGCAAGACCACCGUGGAUAUUCAGCUCUCGCGGCUGGUCAAAACCCAUAUUUAGACGCAUGUCGCCGGAAGAGACCAUUGCAGUGUGCUUCUGCGGGCCAGCAAAGAGCACUGCACUCGGUAUUCCACUACUUUACGCAAUGUGGCAGCCGGUUGAUCUCUUCACGAAGGCCAAGACGUCGGUGCCGGUACUACUUUAUACCACGGAGCAGAUUUGCGUGGCACAUUUCUUUGUUCAGCUGUUUCGGAGGUGGCAUGCCAGGGUCAACGAAAAGGAGAAUUCAGAUAGUGGGACGCACGAUGAUGUUGAAGUUGGUAUGGUUGAGGGUCCGCGUGGAGAUCACGCUGGACGUCAUGAGGUUACGGCUGCUUGA
Penicillium bovifimosum is the source of this 1245-nucleotide messenger RNA. RefSeq lists its product as uncharacterized. Gene Ontology annotation, cellular component: plasma membrane. The record is from RefSeq and is a predicted model, not a curated record. Bases 1 to 1245 code for a protein of 414 amino acids. The transcript is spliced from 2 exons. Lineage: Eukaryota; Fungi; Ascomycota; Eurotiomycetes; Eurotiales; Aspergillaceae.